Messenger RNA from Prorocentrum cordatum, 3097 nucleotides. The record is from the annotation of a GenBank genome assembly. Lineage: Eukaryota; Dinophyceae; Prorocentrales; Prorocentraceae.
AUGCUGGAGACGCUAGACGAUGAGGUGCUCGAGCUCGUUGUCCUCGUACUGGUGUCUGAGGAGCGCGUGGUGCUUGACGUUAUCGCAGUGAUGGUAGCAGUGCUUCCCGUGGUGCUCGUCGCUGUGAUGGUCGUACUCGUCGCCGAGACGCUUGAGACAGUGAGUGACCGUGUGCUUGCCGUGCUGGAGAGCGUGGUGCCCGUGCUGGUAACGGUGCUUCGUGUAGAGCUGCUCGUUUCCGUUGCAGUACUGCUUGCCACGGAGGUAGUGGAGCUGGUAAGCGAUGUGGUGCUGGUAAUGGUGAUGCUCGAGACGCUAGACGAUGAGGUGCUCAAGCUCGUUGUCCUCGUACUGGUGUCUGAGGAGCGCGUGGUGCUUGAAGUUGUUGUGGCAGUGCUGGUAGCAGAGCUUCCCGUGGUGCUGCUCGUUGCUGUGGUACCGGACGUCGUGGUUGAAACACUACUUAUAGUGCUUGAUGUUUGUGUUGUGCUAGAUUCAGAAGUAGCCGUGAUGGUACUCGCUGUCGUCGUAGUUGUGGACGAGGUGGGAGACACCGUCGUUGCCGUGCUGGAGAGCGUGGUGCCCGUGCUGGUAACGGUGCUUCGUGUAGAGCUGCUUGUUUCCGUUGCAGUACUGCUUGUCACCGUGGUAGUGGAGCUGGUAAGCGAUGUGAUGCUUGUAAUGGUGAUGCUGGAGACGCUAGACGAUGAGGUGCUCGAGCUCGUUGUCCUCGUACUGGUGUCUGAGGAGCGCGUGGUGCUUGAAGUUGUUGUGGCAGUACUUGUAGCAGUGCUUCCAGUUGUGCUCGUCGCUGUGAUGGUCGUACUCGUCGCCGAGACGCUUGAGACAGUGAGUGACAAAGUGCUUGCUGUGCUGGAGAGCGUCGUGCCCGUGCUGGUAACGGUGCUUCGUGUAGAGCUGCUCGUUUCCGUUGCAGUACUGCUUGUCACCGUGGUAGUGGAGCUGGUAAGCGAUGUGGUGCUGGUAAUGGUGAUGCUGGAGACGCUAGACGAUGAGGUGCUCGAGCUCGUUGAUCUCGUACUGGUGUCUGAGGAGCGCGUGGUGCUUGAAGUCGUUGUGGCAGUGCUGGUAGCAGUGCUUCCCGUGGUGCUCGUUGCUGUGAUGGUCGUACUCGUCGCCGAGACGCUUGAGAAAGUGAGUGACAAAGUGCUUGCUGUGCUGGAGAGCGUCGUGCCCGUGCUGGUAACGGUGCUUCGUGUAGAGCUGCUCGUUUCCGUUGCAGUACCGCUUGUCGCGGAGGUAGUGGAGCUGGUAAGUGAUGUGAUGCUCGUAAUGGUGAUGCUGGAGACGCUAGACGAUGAGGUGCUCGAGCUCGUUGAUCUCGUACUGGUGUCUGAGGAGCGCGUGGUGCUUGAAGUUGUUGUGGCAGUGCUGCUAGCAGUGCUUCCCGUGGUGCUCGUUGCUGUGAUGGUCGUACUCGUCGCCGAGACGCUUGAGACAGUGAGUGACCGUGUGCUUGCCGUGCUGGAGAGCGUGGUGCCCGUGCUGGUAACGGUGCUUCGUGUAGAGCUGCUCGUUUCCGUUGCAUACUGCUUGUCGCGGAGGUAGUGGAGCUGGUAAGUGAUGUGAUGCUCGUAAUGGUGCUGCUGGAGACGCUAGACGAUGAGGUGCUCGAGCUCGUUGUCCUCGUACUGGUGUCUGAGGAGCGCGUGGUGCUUGAAGUUGUUGUGGCAGUGCUGGUGGCAGUGCUUCCCGUGGUGCUCGUUGCUGUGAUGGUAGUACUCGUCGCCGAGACGCUUGAGAAAGUGAGUGACAAAGUGCUUGCUGUGCUGGAGAGCGUCGUGCCCGUGCUGGUAACGGUGCUUCGUGUGGAGCUGCUCGUUUCCGUCGCAGUACUGCUUGUCACGGAGGUAGUGGAGCUGGUAAGCGAUGUGAUGCUCGUAAUGGUGAUGCUGGAGACGCUAGACGAUGAGGUUCUCGAGCUCGUUGUCCUCGUACUGGUGUCUGAGGAGCGCGUGGUGCUUGAAGUCGUUGUGGCAGUGCUGGUGGCAGUGCUUCCCGUGGUGCUCGUUGCUGUGAUGGUCGUACUCGUCGCCGAGACGCUUGAGAAAGUGAGUGACAAAGUGCUUGCUGUGCUGGAGAGCGUCGUGCCCGUGCUGGUAACGGUGCUUCGUGUAGAGCUGCUCGUUUCUGUUGCAGUACUGCUUGUCACGGAGGUAGUGGAGCUGGUAAGCGAUGUGAUGCUCGUAAUGGUGCUGCUGGAGACGCUAGACGAUGAGGUGCUCGAGCUCGUUGUCCUCGUACUGGUGUCUGAGGUGCGCGUGGUGCUUGAAGUUGUUGUGGCAGUACUCGUAGCAGUGCUUCCAGUGGUGCUCGUUGCUGUGAUGGUCGUACUCGUCGCCGAGACGCUUGAGAAAGUGAGUGACAAAGUGCUUGCUGUGCUGGAGAGCGUCGUGCCCGUGCUGGUAACGGUGCUUCGUGUGGAGCUGCUCGUUUCCGUCGCAGUACUGCUUGUCACGGAGGUAGUGGAGCUGGUAAGCGAUGUGAUGCUCGUAAUGGUGAUGCUGGAGACGCUAGACGAUGAGGUUCUCGAGCUCGUUGUCCUCGUACUGGUGUCUGAGGAGCGCGUGGUGCUUGAAGUCGUUGUGGCAGUGCUGGUGGCAGUGCUUCCCGUGGUGCUCGUUGCUGUGAUGGUCGUACUCGUCGCCGAGACGCUUGAGAAAGUGAGUGACAAAGUGCUUGCUGUGCUGGAGAGCGUCGUGCCCGUGCUGGUAACGGUGCUUCGUGUAGAGCUGCUCGUUUCUGUUGCAGUACUGCUUGUCACGGAGGUAGUGGAGCUGGUAAGCGAUGUGAUGCUUGUAAUGGUGAUGCUGGAGACGCUAGACGAUGAGGUUCUCGAGCUCGUUGUCCUCGUACUGGUGUCUGAGGAGCGCGUGGUGCUUGAAGUCGUUGUGGCAGUGCUGGUGGCAGUGCUUCCCGUGGUGCUCGUUGCUGUGAUGGUCGUACUCGUCGCCGAGACGCUUGAGAAAGUGAGUGACAAAGUGCUUGCUGUGCUGGAGAGCGUCGUGCCCGUGCUGGUAACGGUGCUUCGUGUGGAGCUGCUCGUUUCUGUUGCAGUACUGCUUGUCACGGAGGU